AUGCGAAGAUGUGCAUCAGCGGCACAAUUCUCGAGCGAGAGCAUUGUUACCAAGACUACCUUCUCUGGCCCUGGCUUGGCGGAAUUCAUUCGCAAGUCCAAGGACGACACGGCCUCUCCUGUCCAAGACGAAGAAAGUACGAUGAAUAUGCCAUCGCGUGUCACGGAACUGGCGGACAUGGAACCCGUGGCGCCUCCCAAAUCUUUUCACAUUGAGACAUAUGGAUGUCAAAUGAACUCGUCCGAUUCAGAGAUCGUUCGCGCCAUCCUGCUCAAGCACGGGUAUAUCGAUAAGCCGUCCAGUGAAGACGCGGACGUUGUGCUCUUGAACACUUGUGCGAUUCGCGAGAAUGCUGAAGCGAAGAUCUGGCGACGCCUCGAGGUAUUCAAGCAGAACAAGGUCAAGGCGCGCAAGCAAAAGAAGGGCACACCAACUCAAACCGUCGGUGUGUUGGGAUGCAUGGCUGAGCGCUUGAAGACCAAGCUGCUCGAGUCCGACAAGAUGGUGGACCUGGUCGUCGGCCCCGACGCGUACCGUGACUUGCCGAACUUGAUUGGGAUUCUCACUCAGGGUGCUCAAGACACUGCCGUGAACGUCCAGGUGAGUCCAUUCUUUUGUAGUGUAUUCCCGUACACUUUCUUCUGA
Molecule: messenger RNA, 645 nt
Organism: Aphanomyces invadans
Lineage: Eukaryota; Oomycota; Saprolegniomycetes; Saprolegniales; Verrucalvaceae
Exons: 2
Coding region: 1-645 (214 amino acids)
Biological process (GO): negative regulation of cyclin-dependent protein serine/threonine kinase activity
Cellular component (GO): cytosol; mitochondrion
Molecular function (GO): 4 iron, 4 sulfur cluster binding; tRNA-2-methylthio-N(6)-dimethylallyladenosine(37) synthase activity
Source: RefSeq, a predicted model, not a curated record